UCUUCUCACAACUGCCAACAUGUCAGAACGAAUUGCGGUGGAUCUAGAUUACGACUCUGCUAUCGAAAUACCACUCGAUGACUCGUUAAAUUUAUCACUUCGAUCCAGCCUGCUCCAUUUCGCACAAGAAAAUGGGCGGACUUACCACAGGUUAAGUGAAGGGAAGUAUGCCUACCCAAAUGACGAUAUCGAAAACGAUAGACUCGAUCUGCAAGAUGGCAUGUAUAUCAUUACGCUUGACGGGAAGAGGGCAUUGAAUCCAGGAGCCGCUACUGCCAAACGAGUUUUAGAUAUGGGUACCGGAACAGGGAUCUGGGCAUUGGAAUUUGCUGAGGAACACCCAGCUGCCGAAGUGAUCGGCGUUGAUCUGAGUCCUAUCCAACCUCCUUUCGUACCACCGAACUGCAGUUUCGAGAUCGACGACCUUGAGAAAGAGUGGACAUGGACGACACCAUUUGACUUUAUUUUCUCCCGCAUGAUGACAGGAAGCUUCUCCGACCCAGAAACGAUAGCAAAAAAGGCAUUCAAUGGUCUGAACCCCGGUGGCUGGUAUGAGAUCCAGGAUAUCCAACUCCCCGUCUUCUGCGACGAUGGGACUCUCGACCCCAAAACCUCUCCACUGAUGAAGUGGCAAGAAUGCCUUAUCGAAGGCUCUCGUAGACUUGGUCGGCCACUUGGCGAGUCUGACAAGUAUAAAGCCAUCGUCAAGAAAGUCGGCUUUCAUAAUGUCGUGGAAACUAGUUACAAAUGGCCUACCAACAGCUGGCCCAAAGACCCAAAACUCAAGGAACUUGGGAAAUGGAACCUCAUCAACUUCGAAUCAGGACUUGAGGGCGUAAGUCUGGCUUUGUUUACCAGGGUGCUCGGUUGGUCAAAGGAUGAAGUGCUAUCUCUUUGUGCGGAUGUGAGGAAUGAAUUGAGGAAUCCGAAGGUGCAUGGGUACUGGAAGAUCUAUGUGGUCUAUGGCCAGAAGCCGGAGAAGGAGGCAGCUUGGUAGAAGGAAAAUUAGUCCGAGCUUGUGCAGUGUCGACUAUACGAUAGCCAAUGCCUUUUCUAUUUGGCGUGUAGGAUAGUGGGGCCUCUGCUUUUUAUUCAGUUCAAGGGUCCAGGUCAAUUGACUUGUCUCGUCACGCUGAAAAACAUGUUACGUGGAAGACGAGCAAGGAGUCUGUUCCAUGAGACCAUCUCAAUGUC
Fusarium oxysporum Fo47 is the source of this 1194-nucleotide messenger RNA. Its product is annotated as S-adenosyl-L-methionine-dependent methyltransferase. Lineage: Eukaryota; Fungi; Ascomycota; Sordariomycetes; Hypocreales; Nectriaceae. The transcript is spliced from 11 exons. Bases 20 to 997 code for a protein of 325 amino acids. Gene Ontology annotation, molecular function: methyltransferase activity. The record is from RefSeq and is a predicted model, not a curated record.